Messenger RNA from Gamsiella multidivaricata, 369 nucleotides. RefSeq lists its product as uncharacterized. The transcript has a single exon. The coding region runs from base 1 to 369 and encodes 122 amino acids. The record is from RefSeq and is a predicted model, not a curated record. NCBI's taxonomy places the organism in Eukaryota, Fungi, Mortierellomycota, Mortierellomycetes, Mortierellales, Mortierellaceae.
AUGCUUCCAGACAUCGGCAAGCGUGAGCCAUGCAAAGGACCGAGAGAUUACAAGGAUUUGACGUCCGUGGUAGACCUGAGCAUGAUGCGAGAACACGUUCAAUCCAUUCGGCAGGCCAACUUCGACACUAUGACUUACGAGGGAUGCGGCUAUGUUUGCCGAGGUUCCAUUCGGACAGACGGUUUCUGCCUACAUCUGUCGGCUUUCAAGUUGAGGGAACUGCGUCUUGCCCUUUCGAACCACAUCCACAGUCAGGGAAUAGAUUAUUACUUGACCGAGGCCCGAAACAUGGUGAAGAUCCAGCAGGAUGUCACUAGCCUUUGGAUUAAAUCAAGGUUCCAGGUCUCGAUCUCAGCCAAGCCUGUAUAG